Aureobasidium musti is the source of this 363-nucleotide messenger RNA. The record is from the annotation of a GenBank genome assembly. NCBI's taxonomy places the organism in Eukaryota, Fungi, Ascomycota, Dothideomycetes, Dothideales, Saccotheciaceae.
AUGGUGGUCACGAAACAAGGCAAGAGCUUCGAAGAAAGACUCAAAACUUGGACAGAGAGAGCCACAUCAGCAUUAGCAGCACUUCGCUCUCUCGAAGACCAGGAGGGUACAUCGAACUCCCCGAGUCAGCUCAGAAAACUACUCGGAGACAAGUACAUUGAGACUAUGACUCUGAGGAAAGUGAGGAUCAUGACCGCCGCUCAACAGCAGCCAACCCAACCAAUGCAGACCGUCGUUGCGUCGUCGAACGCCUCCAAUGCAGCUACUGCUGGGGCGUCGACGUCUACUGCAACCCCAUCCGAGAUACCUCAAGUCGCUGGGCGGAAACGAAAGGCUGUUGUGAUUGAUCUUACUGAUGAUUGA